AUGCCUAUUGCCUUGAAAGACAAAGUCAAGGCAGAACUGGACAGUAUGGAGAGCCAGGGUGUCAUCAAGCAAAUCAUCGAACCAACCGAAUGGGUGAACUCAAUCACAUAUGUCACCAAGAAGGAUGGAAGCAUUCGCAUUUGCUUAGAUCCUCGCAGAUUGAACAAGGCACUUAUCAGACCUCACUACAAACAGCAGACCUUGGAGGAGUUGAAUCACAAGUUUCACAACAUGCAGCACUUCUCCAAGUUAGAUGCAAAGUGCGGCUACUGGUCAGUUAAGUUAGAUGAGGCCAGCCAAAGACUUACCACAUUCCAGACACCUUUUGGAAGAUAUGUCUUCUGUCGCCUACCAUUUGGACUCAGUGUAAGUCAGGACAUUUUCCAGUUGGAGAUGGACAGAGUUCUAGAAGGCUGUAAAGGGGCAGAAUGCAUAGCAGAUGAUAUCGUAAUCUUUGGGCGUACAGUAGAAGAGCAUGACCGCAACCUUCUCAACUUCAUGCAAGUAGCAGCAAAGAGAGGCCUCACACUGAACUCAAACAAGUGCCAUAUCAGGCAAACGAGUAUCAACUUCUUUGGUAAUCGAUACUCAAAGGAUGGUAUCCAGCCAGAUCCCCAGAAGGUAGCUGACCUCGCAGGAAUGCCGACUCCGAGCACCAAGGCUGAGUUACAGCACUUCCUAGGUUUCAUUACUUACCUAUCUCACUUCAUCCCAGAUUUCAGCACAAAGACUGCAGUUCUGAGAGAUCUCCUUAAGAAAGAGGCUGAUUUCAUCUGGGAACCACAUCAUCAAGCAGCCAUGGAGAAACUCAAGCAAGAAGUUUCAGAGAAAUCACUACUCCAGUUCUUCGACACAACAUCCCCAGUGUAUUUGCAGUGCGAUGCAAGUCUUCAAGGGUUAGGAGUUGCACUCCUACAGCAUGACCAGGAAGGUAGACUCCGCCCAGUAGCUUACGCAAGCAAAGCCCUAUCUUCAACUGAAACACGCUAUUCGUGUAUUGAACGAGAGCUGCUUGCUAUUUUGUUCGGAGUAGAACGUUUUCACACAUAUCUCUAUGGAAGGCUAUUCCAUGUGAUCACAGACCAUAAGCCACUUCUGAUGAUUAUGGACAAACCUCUCACGGCAGCCCCUCCAAGGCUACAAAGGAUGUUGAUUCGACUACAGGGAUACAACUUCCAGAUCACACACCGUCCAGGACUAGACAACCUGCUCGCAGACAGUCUCUCACGAUUACCAAGCACUCACAACAAUGAAACAGUUGAACUUGAUCUGAGAGUAGAUCUGGUGCAAUUCUCGUCAAGGAAAGUAGUUGAACUGAAACACACUACAAGACAAGACAAAGUCCUAAGUGCACUGAUGGAAGUUAUUGUGACGGGCUGGCCUGAUACGGUGAAGCGAGUGCAACCAGAGUUGAGAGAGUUCUGGAGUUACCGAGAUGAGUUAACAGUAAGCGACGGUAUAAUUCUCAAGGGAAGCAGAGUUGUCAUUCCCAAGCAGAUGCAACCAGACAUCUUGGAAAAGCUCCAUACCAGUCACCUAGGCCAACAAAAAACCAAAUUGCUGGCCAGAGGAAAGGUGUUCUGGAGUAACAUGAACAAAGACAUUGACAGAGUGGUGCAGUCAUGUGUGAGAUGCCAGGAACAUCAACCAGCGCAAACGCCAGAGCCACUCCAGCCACACGACAUUCCCACGAUGCCCUGGAACACGGUGGCAACCGACAUGUUUGAAUUCAAAGGCAAACAAUGGUUAAUUGUGGUGGACUACUACAGCAAGUACCCAGUGGUUCGCCAGUUACCAGACCAAGCAACAAGCAGUGCUGUAAUCACUAUGAUGCAACAAGUGUUUGCAGAGCAUGGCAUACCAGCAAAGGUGGUGAGCGACAAUGGACCCCAGUAUGCCAGUUACCAGUUCAAGUCGUUUGCAGAGUCAUGGGGUUUUGAACAUGCUACAUCGUCCCCCAGACGACCACAAGGCAACGGAUUUGUAGAGAGACAAAUCAGAACCAUCAAGGGUAUCAUGAAGAAGACUUCAGACAUUCAGCUAGCACUACUUCUUUGGCGUACAACUCCCAUAUCAGAGAAGCUACCAAGUCCAGCUGAAGUUCUCAUGAAUCGCCAGUUGAGAACUACACUCCCAGCCAAGUUGCAGAGAACACAGCCAGAUGCUGAUGACAUCUACAAUCAGCUGCAGGAAAGACAGAAUAGUCAAAAAUUCUAUUUUGACAAACAUGCCAGAAGAGCUGACUUGCCAGAGCUUUACCUUGGGCAAGAUGUACGAUACCGCGACCCAGUGUCCAGACGGUGGUGUCCUGCAACAGUUGAUACCAGGGCCAAGGGACAGCGCUCCUACAUUCUCCAGAGCCCUGAGGGAAGUUACCUACGAAGAAACAGGCAGCACAUAAGACCUGACCAUACCGACCAGUCUACAACUGAGGUUCCCAGGGGUGAUGAUAGCAACGGUCCAGGUGAUGAAGGUGCCUCAUCCACUGACCACGAUGAGCAGUUGAGCACUCCACAUCGUGCAUUUCCCGAACCUCGAAGCAGCCCAGGACGGGAGGAGGCUCCACCUCGAAGCCCAGGACGGGAGGAAACUCCACCUCGACGACAACGUUCAUCGCGAAACACCCAACGCCCUAAAAAGUAUGAUGAUUUUGAGAUGUAA
Strongylocentrotus purpuratus (purple sea urchin) is the source of this 2661-nucleotide messenger RNA. RefSeq lists its product as uncharacterized. The transcript has a single exon. Gene Ontology annotation, biological process: DNA integration. NCBI's taxonomy places the organism in Eukaryota, Metazoa, Echinodermata, Echinoidea, Camarodonta, Strongylocentrotidae. Gene Ontology annotation, molecular function: nucleic acid binding. Bases 1 to 2661 code for a protein of 886 amino acids. The record is from RefSeq and is a predicted model, not a curated record.